Messenger RNA from Eupeodes corollae, 931 nucleotides. Its product is annotated as DNA repair protein RAD51 homolog 3. Lineage: Eukaryota; Metazoa; Arthropoda; Insecta; Diptera; Syrphidae. The coding region runs from base 52 to 855 and encodes 267 amino acids. Gene Ontology annotation, molecular function: ATP binding; four-way junction DNA binding; ATP-dependent DNA damage sensor activity. The transcript has 6 exons. The record is from RefSeq and is a predicted model, not a curated record. Gene Ontology annotation, biological process: meiotic DNA recombinase assembly; DNA repair; reciprocal meiotic recombination. Gene Ontology annotation, cellular component: Rad51C-XRCC3 complex; Rad51B-Rad51C-Rad51D-XRCC2 complex; replication fork.
AAAACAAAUUAAACUUCUAACUUGAUAAAGUGCAUAACAUCUAUCUUGAAAAUGUUUACUAAAUCAGCUUUUGAUUGUUGGUCCGAAGAAGCAAAAGAUCGCUCCAUUAUUACACUCUGUAAAAAGCUAGAUUCAUGUCUCGGAGGUGGCGUUGCUCCAAAAGUAAUUACCGAAUUUUGCGGUGCACCUGGUACUGGGAAAACUCAAAUGUGUUUACAAUUAUGUGUCAAUGUUCAGUUUCCUCACGAAGUCGGUGGAAUUGGUGGUCAAGCUCUGUUUAUUGAUACGAAUCAGGGAUUUAGUCCACAUCGGUUGCAAGAUAUUGCAUUCCACUGCACUGAAAGAUACCAGCAAAUUUAUAAGAAAUUCAGUAAAAAGCCAACUGUAUCUGUAGAAUUUAACAGUACAAACAUUUUGAACAACGUGUCUUACAUGUACUGCAAGGAUUACGUAGAGCUAUUGACGGCUGUAGAAAGCGUGAAAUGCAUCUUGGAAUCAAAUACAAAUGUGAAACUUCUGGUCAUCGAUUCUUUUUCGUUUUUGUUUAGAAGUUUUGAGGAUAAUACGAAUAGGACAAGGAUAAUUUAUGAGGUUCUUACGGAUCUUCAACAGAUGGCCGAUCAGUAUGAGUUAGCGAUAGUGAUUACAAAUGAGCUAACAACCAGGAUAGUCAAUGAUAUAGCUACAGUUUGUCCAGCUUUAGGAGAUAGUUUGGCACACAAGGUUGGACAGCGAAUAAUUUUAAGCAAGCAAAAAAACGAACAUAAUAUUGCUUUCUUGAUCAAAUGUUAUCACGUUCCUAAAAUUUGUAUUCCUUUCAAAAUCAAGGAGAGCGGAAUACGAGGAUUCGAUUAGAAAAAUGUUCUUGAAAGAAAAUUGUUGAAUUUAUCUGCUUGACGUUAUUUUUUAAUAUAAUAUAUGUAUGUCUAUA